Molecule: messenger RNA, 3989 nt
Organism: Gigantopelta aegis
Lineage: Eukaryota; Metazoa; Mollusca; Gastropoda; Neomphalida; Peltospiridae
Product: WASH complex subunit 1-like
Exons: 4
Coding region: 185-1609 (474 amino acids)
Biological process (GO): Arp2/3 complex-mediated actin nucleation; exocytosis; retrograde transport, endosome to Golgi
Cellular component (GO): recycling endosome; WASH complex; early endosome
Molecular function (GO): gamma-tubulin binding; actin binding; alpha-tubulin binding
Source: RefSeq, a predicted model, not a curated record
ACAAAUAUAUUAUAGAUUUAAUUAUGUUUGUUUAUUAAAUACCUUCUUUACUUCUAUAGUUGUGCGGCGGAUUAACAAUGAUAUUGACAUGAUUAGAUUCUAGAAUAUGUUUAACAUUCAUUCUACCAGUACAUAAUACAACUUGAAGGAUAUCUUUUCCAUUGGUUUAACGUAACCAGCAUCAAUGACGAUAAUGAGUAAUCAGGGUUUCAAUGUUCCUGGUAUUCCACCAGACUUACGACGAGAGGAGACGGUAAACCAGAUCGCCGACGGCUUAGAUUAUCUCAGCAAAGUCGCCGAUGACAUCUUCAGCCGGAUUAACAAGCGCGUGGCAGAGAACAAAGCCCAACUACAGAAUAUAAAUGACAGGGUGAAUCGUGCAAAUGCUUGCGUGGAUAAGCUCAAAGGCAGCAAAAAAGCAACGAAAGUGUUCGCCUGUGCCAAGUACCCGGCCAGCACUUCGUUGGAGGAUUAUCAGUCAGUUUUUAAGAACACAGGCAGCUUGAGCAAGGUCAAACGUCCGCACUACAGAUGCCAGUCAAAACACCCACCGGUGGAUGACCGGGUCCUCCGAGACAAGUUACAGUUUUUCAAUGUGCAUCUCAACCUGAAGCAGAAGAACAAAAUGGGUGCCAACAGGGAAGAGGGUCUAGGCGGGCUGCCCCGUGUUGUUCCUUCCAUUAGCUCGUUGCUUCUUUUCAACACAUCGGAAAAUCCGUACAAGAAGUAUGUGAUGUUGGACCCGCUUGGUGUUGUGACUAAGACUCGAGCAGCCAUUGAGGAGGAAGCAGGGAUGGCGGAGGCACCCACCACCAUUGUCCAGCGUGAGGAGCUGCAGAAACAGUCGGCCGAGAACUACUUCUAUAUACCAGACAUAGGAGAAGUUCCCGAGAUCGCUGUGCCAGACUUUUUACCUAAUCUCUUAGGUGUUGCUGAUGACGUAUCCUUCAGUGCCGACCAAGGCCCAUCCAUAGCUCCAUCAGUUCUAGGAAGCAACAUUCCAGACCUGCCAUCGGUCAUUCCCGAACCAGAUAUCCCAUCGGGCCCAGCAGCAUCAUCCGAAUCGGGAUCCGCUCCUCCCCCACCACCCCCUCCUGGCCCUCCUCCUCCAGAACCUCCCCCUCCCCCACCGUCUGCACCUCCCCCACCACCUCCUCCUGGCCCACCUCCUCCAGAACCAUCUCCUGCUCCUCCGACCGCUGCACCGGAUGAUGUCCCAGCGACGGUGGCCAGUCCCGACGGUGGGCGGAACAGCUUACUGGAGUCCAUCAGAGCUGCAGGAGGGGCUGGCAAGGCAAAGCUGAAAAAAGCCAAGGAUCGAAAGAUAGAAAUGAAAAAGAAAAAAAAGGAAGAGAAAAGUGGUGCUGCUGCAAGCGGUGGAGGUGGAGGGGGUGGUGAUCUGAUGUCCGAUCUCUUCAGUGCUCUAACGAUGAGAAGGAAAGGCAUAUCUGGCACUGGGAAACCCGGCGGUGGGGGUGGUGGUGGGUCUUCUGAUAAAGCGGAUGCAGGUCCUCAAGGUGGGGCUGGCGUUAUGGACAAAAUAUCGGCAAUGAUUCCACCGCCACCAUCCCAGUCGCACAGUAACAAAGGCGAAGAUGAUUGGGAAUAGAAUGGACAAAGUAUAACGGCAGUGAUGUCACCGUCCCAGUCACAGAGUAACACAGGCGAAGAUGAUUGGGAAUAGAAUGGACAAAGUAUAUCAGCAAUGAUUCCAGAACUUAUAACACUGUCACAAAGUAACAUAGGUGAAGAUGAUUGGGAAUACUAAGUAUAUUGGCAGUGAUUCCAGAACUAUAAAAACUGUUGACCACAAAGUUAACAUGCAGAUGGUGAUUGGAAAUAGAAUGGACAAAGUAUAGUAGCAAUGAUUCCACUUCCACAAACAUUGUCACAAAGUAACCAAGGCGAAGAUGAUUGGGAAUAGAAUGGACAAAGUAUAUCAGCAAUGAUUCCACUACAAACACGAUCACAAAGUAACACAGGCGAAGAUGAUUUGAAAUAGGAUGGUCAAAGUAUAUCAGCAAUGAUUUCACCAGUACAAACACUAUCAUAAAGUAACCAAGACCAAGAAUAGGGAAUAGAAUGGACAAGAUAACAGCAAUGAUUCCAUUGCCACAUACAGUGUAACUAAGUAGAUGAUGAAUGGGAAUAACGUGUCCCAUACUUCUUUAUUGAAGAUUACUGACAUUAAACUGCAGGUGUGAAUAUUCCUAGAGGACAUACAAGUCUGUGGCAAGACCUCGUAACUCCCUUUUCACUUUUUUUUUUAACAAAAACAAGAAAAUGACUAGUGAUUGGCAUACCAAAGGUCAUUGUAUGUGCUUUCCUGCCUGUGGGAAAGGGCAUAAAUGAUAUCUUUCUAGUUUUGUCUAAAUGGAAUCUUGGAUAUUAACAAAUGUUUGACACCCAGUAGAUUAACAAAUCAAUGUUCUCUAGUGAUGAUGUUAACCGAAAACAAACUUUUAAGUUUUGUGAUUUUGAAACUAAAACAUCUCUGUGUAUACCAAACCGUGAGUUACUAGGUUUUUCCACUGCCGAGAAUAUGCAGGUCUGGAAACGAGCUACAGAAGAAAUUGUAUCCUGAGUGCAUCCAAGUGCGAUAUAUUUUAACAUGCUCCUAUACAACUAAGGUUACGAGCAUGUCUGUCCCGGGUCCUGUCUCUGGAUAACCAGAAGCCUUCAGGAUCUGGGACCUAUGUCCUGAACAUAUUUUUCCUUUCCCACUUGUUUAUAAGACUGUAUACAAAGAAAAUAUUCACAUUUAAUCGGAAUUUACGCCGUCAAAACAAUUACACAGGUUAUUUGACACAUGUUUUACUCAUUUGAACAGCAUUCAAUACACUAACGUAAACUUUACUAAUAUUGACUUACACUAUUCAAUAUACUAACGUAAACUUUACUAAUAUUGACUUACACUAUUCAAUACACUAACAUAAACUUUACUAAUAUUGACUUACGGUACACUAUUCAAUACACUAACAUAAACUUUACUAAUAUUGACUUACACCAUUCAAUACACUAACGUAAACUUUACUAAUAUUGACUUGCAGACCCAAAAGAAUACAUUAAAUAUGAAAACUCGGAGAAGUAUAAUUUUAUUUUUUUGAAACUUGUAUCCAAUAUAGACGUACCAAUGAUUUUUUUUUCAAAUUACAUGUAUUUACUUCUAUUAAUUCUUUGUUAUUGACUUGGAAUUUCAUUAAUACUGAAUUUCUCCCACAAUAUCUAAUAUACUUGUGAACCUGUUUUAAAAAACUUUCAGUUUUCCCCAAGUUUCGUCCAGUAUAAUUUUUUAUAUGUGAGAUGAUCUCAAACAAAUUAACCAACGAUUUGCUUAAGAGGCCACCUUUCAAAAUGGCCUCCAGUUUGAUGACAAGGAUAUGGUCACUUUCAUAUUGAUUACAUAACAUUAUAGUAGAAUCUUGAUGGUAUUUCAAGUGCAUGUACAGAAAAUGGGUUUUGGUGGUCUCAAGCAAAUUGUUUCUUUUAAAAAAAAAAAAAAAAUAUUCUGGGGGAGUAUGACUCCAUCUUCCCACCCCCUAUAAACUAUACUCGCCAGUUUAGACACGCACCCUGCUAAAAUUCCUGCACAUGCACCUGUAUUAAAAAAAAAUUCUUCAAAAUUAUCUAUUACAAAAAAUAGAAAUUGUCAACCCUGUAUGAUCAAAUAUAUAUAUAUACAUAUACAUACAUGCAAGCAUUUGUUUGCCAAUGUUCUGUAUGAAUACAAUGUACAUUAUUAUUAUUCAGAUGGUUCACUGUGAACUGCUGUAAAUAAUAAUUUCACAUGCAGUUAUAAUCUGUCUAUAGGUUUAAUGAACUUGAAAUCUCCAGUAGAUCAAUGUAAAAAGAUGUUUUUGUGGUCAUUGAAAUCUGUUUUUGUUUCAUGUUGAUAUACAUGUAUGUAUGUACCAGUAUGUGUUGUUAUUGUGUUAUUCCCAACAUCCAUUGCUUAGGAAAUAAAACUGCUUUAACUUGUGUAAUAAACA